AUGGGUUCCCAAGCUCUUCAGAUACUGCGGCAGGGGGUGUGGGCUUCAAUCACAGGAGGCUGGUAUGUGGACCCCCACCAGAGCACAUUCUCCAACUGCUUCCACCUGUACCUCUGGAUCUUUCUCCUGGCCUUCCCUUUCCUGCUAUACAUGUCUCUCCCCCCCAGCCUGGUUGUGGCAGCUGUUUACUGUACUGUGGUGGCAGCCUUCUUCACAGCCAUAAAGGCAGUGAACUUCCACCUCCAUGCCAUGUUCGACCUGGGGGAGAUGGUGGAGAAGAGGCAGGUCUCGCACAUAACCAACGCCCCACGGCUAGAAGAGGGGGAUGAUGGGUCAGGAGGCCACGAUGGGAACCAGCAUAGGGACAGCAAUGUUGGUGUGGAGAUGACUGUGUUCAGAAAGGUCAACUCAACACCUCCAGUUCGCUGCAGCUCCCAGCACUCUCUGUUUGGACUCAACCAGGUGUCGGAGUUUUUGCCCCAGCUUGAUGACAGUAGAGGCUCCAAGGAUAUGAAGGAUCUGAUGCGAGAGCAAUGCAGCAAUAACUUGAUUGUCACGUCAGCUCGCCGGGAGAUCUUCUGCCACAGCUCCCAGGACCCCAUCCAUGUUGCCAACAUGGUCCCGUCCUGCUUGGCUGCUGCUGUAGGGGGAGAGUUCCCUGAUCUAAGGGGAGUAGGAACAGGGAUAGCAGGGGGAUUUGGUAGCUUCCAACCUGGGAUGUGCAUCUCCAUCCCCCCGUCCCCCUCCAGUCAGGAAGACGGAGGAGAGAAGGGCCAAUUGGAGGAGAUUGAGGGCAUGCUGGAGCAGCUGUCCCAGCAGAGUCCUGAGGAGCCCUACUCCCCCUUGGGCCCCUCUGCUGAGUCAGAGAGCCUGGGGGACGCUCCCAUCAGCCCUCUUAUAAAGAGCAGUCUGAGUGAGGAGCUAAGUGAGAACCUGCUUGGGCUGGGCCUUGACCCCGUGGCCUUCGCCCCGGGAACAGAGCACCCAGGCAGCCGCAGUGGAGUGGCCAUGACUGCCGGCUCCACAGACAGCUGCUUCAGCGGGGGCGGAGUGACCACGGACCGUGAGACCCUCAGCACAGUCAGCAGCUACCGCAGUGAGAAGACUGACUCCACCCAGCUGGAGAGCCCUUCACUCAGCCUGACACAUAACAUAGACUCAGGGGCGCCAACCUCUGCCCCAGCCCUGGGCACCAGUACCCUAGAGCCAGCAGAGGAGCCUGUACUGCAGGGGGGCAGUGAUACUGACGAUCUGUCGGACAGCGAACUACUGCGCUCCCCCUCCAAAGAGCUCUCUCUGGGCCAGGGGCUUGAUAAGACACUAGUGGAAGGGGAAGAUUUGCCACCAGAUAUUACACAGCCCCCCUCCCUCCAGGACUUGUCUCCCUCCAGUAGUGGGCACUCAGAGGCAUGUGAUCUGGACAGGACGGUCCCCGUUCCCCCCCGCCCCCCUCCGCGGCAGGCUAGCUCGUUGCCGUCAGGGCUGGCCCUGGGUCUAGUGUCUUCUGAACCUGAUCAUCCUGUCUCCUCUAUCCCCUUCCUGCCCUCUGAGCAGCCCUUUCUGCAGGCCCAGCAGGUCGUGCGCCCCAAAGACUUGAAGCUGCUGCGGACCGGUGGUGGUUGUGUUGGCCACCAGCCUGGCCGCAGGAAAGCCCCUCGCAAGCGAGGUGGAGGGGGAAGCAGCAGCUUUGACUGUGGCUCCUACAGGAGCCACCACGGACAGCACAGAGACUACAUCCCAGUGCGCAGUCGGCUGGAGGCUAAGACCUACAGCGAGAGCCUGUUUGAGGACUCCAGUGACGAGGAUGACGGCUCCAGUGUGGGCUCCCAGAGACACUACAGCUCUGACGAUGAUGAUUCCAGCUCCUCUACCUCCUGCUACUCCCCCGACCUCGCUAACACUGGCGUUACGAACCCGCCCCCCUCCACCCAGCUGCCCAUCCCCAGGGAAGGAACGUUGUCCGAGACGUCUGGCCCCAUCCUCUCCCAGAGGCCACAGAGGUCAGCCAGCACGGCUAGUGCUAAGACUCAUGCCAGGGUGCUCAGUAUGGACGAGGCCGGUGGGGGCCACACUAACACUGUGGUCCUGCCCUCCACCAUGCUGACCACCCCUGCCCCACGACCCCUCACCAUCUCCAAGUCAGACCUGGAGGCCCGGACCAGCCACACAGACGGCUUCCCUGGAACUCACCACCAUCGCCUGGACUCUCUGGGAGGCUCCUGGGCUGGCAACCAGAUGGGCUGGAGGGCCGGGGAACUGGUGGAGGAGGGAGCUGUGGGGGGAGCCCUGGCCCCAGAGGAGGGGGGCAAGCGGGACUCAGUGAGCAGUGUGAAGAGGACCCAGGCCAUUCGCAGGCGACACAACGCGGGGAGCAACCCCACACCACCCCCCUCUACCAUGGGCUCCCCACCCAGUCUCCAGGACCUCCAGCGUGCCCGUACCUCCUCACACUCACGGACCCGGACCCUGCCCUCUGCCUUACAAUUUGCCACCUCACUACUGCUGCCCCGCGCGGGGGUCCACGACGCCUCUACCUUCGACGACACCACAGAGGGGGCUGUGCACUACUUCUAUGAUGAGGGUGGAGUGAAGAGAUCGUACACGUUUGGACCUGCAGGAGGCGGUUAUGAGGACCCGGUGGUGGAGCGGGAAAGACGGUCCCAGUCCUCCAGCUUCACCUCCAAUGAUGUCCAGGAUGGGGCACCGGUGCUCACAGUGCUCCAGCCCAGGCCUGUGGUUCUGCAGGGCAUGCAGGUGCGCAGGGUGCCCCUGGAGAUGUCAGAUAUGCCAGAGUUUGACCUGGACCAUGAAUCUCUGCAUGAGUCCCAGGAGAACACGCUGAUGAUCGAAGAGAAGGCCAAGCCCAAACACUACUACCGCUUCUGGGUGCUGCCAGGCAAGUGGCUGAGGGUGCGUUACGACCGUCUGGCCCUGCUGGCACUACUGGACAGGAACCGUGGUGUAGGGGAGAAUGUGUUUGCGGUGGUGCUGGCCAGCAUGGUGGCCUUCCUGGGGUUCCUGCUCCUCUUGCAGGGUUUCUUCAGGGACAUUUGGGUCUUCCAGUUCUGCCUGGUCAUCGCCAGCUGUCAGUACUCACUACUAAAGAGUGUUCAACCAGAUGCAGCCUCCCCAAUGCAUGGCCAUAACUGGGUCAUCGUGUACAGUCGGCCCGUCUACUUCUGCCUGUGCUGUGCUCACGUCUGGGUGUUUGACCUGGCUGGGCGCUCGGGCCACCUGCAGCCUUUCUCCCUCUACGGCGUCACCUUCUUCUCCGCUCACUUCCUGCUCUGUGCCAGGGAUGUGCUCAUAGUGUUCACCUUGUGUUUCCCCAUCAUUUUCCUGUUUGGGCUUGUACCUCAGGUCAACACCUUCCUCAUGUGUCUUCUGGAGCAGGUCGACAUGCACAUUUUUGGGGGAACGGCCACCACCAGCCCCCUGUCGUCCCUGUACAGCCUGUUACGCAGUGUGUUGGUGACCGCGCUGCUCUAUGGGUUCUGUCUUGGUGCUAUCAUUGCUCCCUGGGAACAUCCCCAUGUGCCAGUACUGUUCUCUGUGUUCUGUGGUCUGCUCCUGGCCUUCUCCUACCACCUGAGCCGCCAAAGCAGCGACCCCAUCAUCCUGUGGUCUCUGGUCCGCUCCAAGUUCUUUCCUGAGCUGCUGGGUCGGACCCCUGAGGAGCCUCCUCUGGAGAUCAAAGACCCCCUGCCUGAGAAACUACGCAACUCUGUGAAAGAGAUGUUCCACUCUGACCUGGUCAUGUGUCCCCUCAUGGCUGUCAUCACGUUUGCCAUCAGUGCCAGCACUGUCUUCAUCGCUCUGCAGCCUGCUCUAAGUUACGUCCUGUACAUGGUGGCCGGGGGGGUGGGCUUCCUCACACACUACCUGCUGCCUCAGCUCCGCAAGCAGCUGCCCUGGUUCUGCCUGGCCCACCCUGUCCUCCGUUCUCGAGAGUACAGCCAGUUUGAGGUCCGCGAUGCCGCCCAGCUGAUGUGGUUUGAGAAGCUGUAUGCGUGGUUGCAGUGUUUGGAGAAGUAUUUCAUCUACCCGGCGGUGGUGCUCAACUCCCUCACUACAGAAGCCCAGCUUGUCAGCCAGAACCCAAUGAAACUGGACAUCUAUGGCCGUGCUCUGUUCAUCUCUCUGGCGGGGAUGAAGCUGCUGCGCUUGUCGUUCUGCGCCCCGUCCCUGCAGUACGUCACGCUGUGCUUCACCGCCCUCUUCUUCCUCUUCGACUACCCACACUUCUCAGAGACCUUCCUGCUCGACUAUUACCUCAUGUCUAUCCUCUUCAGCAAGCUCUGGGACCUGCUCUACAAGCUGCGUUUUGUUCUCACCUACAUCGCUCCCUGGCAGAUCACCUGGGGCUCCGCCUUCCACGCCUUCGCCCAGCCCUUCGCUGUGCCCCACUCAGCCAUGCUGUUUGUCCAGGCUGUGUUCUCUGCUCUCUUCUCCACCCCCCUCAACCCUGUCCUGGGCAGUGCUGUGUUCGUCACCUCCUACACCAGGCCUGUCAAGUUCUGGGAGAGAGACUACAACACCAAGCGGGUUGAUCACUCCAACACUCGACUGGCCACCCAGCUGGACCGCAACCCAGGUGCUGAUGACAACAACCUGAACUCUAUCUUCUAUGAACACCUGACGCGCUCUUUGCAGCACAGCCUGUGUGGUGAUCUGCUGCUGGGCCGCUGGGGAAACUACACCACAGGAGACUGCUUCAUCCUGGCCUCCGACUACCUCAACGCCCUGGUGCACAUCAUCGAGAUCGGCAACGGCCUGGUCACCUUCCAGCUGAGGGGGCUGGAGUUCAGGGGUACUUACUGCCAGCAGCGGGAGGUGGAGGCCAUCACCGAGGGGGUGGAGGAGGAUGAGGGCUGCUGCUGCUGUGAGCCAGGCCACCUGCCUCACAUGCUCUCUUUUAACGCAGCGUUUGGCCAGCGCUGGCUGGCCUGGGAGGUGGCCGCCACCAAGUACGUCCUGGAGGGCUACAGCAUCAGCGACAACAACGCCGCCUCCAUGCUGCAGGUGUUCGACCUGCGCAAGAUCCUCAUUACCUACUACGUCAAGAGCAUCGUAUACUACGUCAGUCGAUCUCCUAAACUGGAGGAGUGGCUGGCCAAUGAGAUGGUGCAGGAGGCGCUGCGGCCCUGCCUAGGCCCCGCCUACGUGGACAGUGACCCGACCUUCAACCUGAACAUAGACGAAGACUACGACCACAGGGCCUCUGGCGUCACCCCCAGCUCCUUCUGUAUGGUCUACCUGGACUGGAUCCAGUACUGUAACAGCAGACGCCAGACGCCGGUGGAGGAGAGCGAGAGAGACUCUCCUCUGGUCACCCUGUGUUUUGGCCUGUGUGUCCUGGGGAGAAGGGCUCUGGGCACAGCCUCCCACAGCAUGUCUGCCAGCUUGGAGCCUUUCCUGUACGGCCUCCACGCCCUGUUCAAGGGGGACUUCCGCAUCACCUCUCCCAGGGAUGAGUGGGUGUUUGCAGACAUGGACCUGCUGAACAGGGUGGUGGCCCCCGGGGUGCGCAUGUCCCUCAAACUGCACCAGGACCACUUCACGUCUCCAGACGAGUACGAGGACCCGGUGGUUCUGUACGACGCCAUCACGGCCAACGAAGAGAAGAUGGUGAUCAGCCACGAGGGCGACCCGGUGUGGCGCGGCGCCAUUCUGGCCAACAUGCCCUCGCUGCUGGCCCUGCGCCACGUCAUGGACGACGGCAGCGACGAGUACAAGAUCAUCAUGCUCAACAAGAGGUUCCUCAGCUUCAGGGUCAUCAAGGUGAACAGGGAGUGUGUCCGCGGGCUGUGGGCGGGCCAGCAGCAGGAGCUGGUGUUCCUGCGGAACCGGAACCCGGAGCGCGGCAGCAUACAGAAUGCCAAGCAGGCCCUGAGGAACAUGAUCAACUCGUCAUGUGACCAGCCCAUCGGCUACCCCAUCUACGUGUCGCCCCUCACCACCUCCUUUGCAGGCGGGCACACCCAGCUCCGCUCAGUCUGGGGGGGGCCUGUCAGCCCCCGUAACAUCUACGCCUGGCUCAUCAGCAGCUGGGACAGGUUACAGAAGGGUUGUGGAGCUGGCUGUAAUAGUGGGGGAAACAUCGAGGACUCUGACUGCGGCGGCGGCUCCACAUCCAUCUCCAACAACCCAUUGGCUCACACCACCCAGAGCACCCCGGCCUCCAGCCUUCCCCAGCCCCACUUCACCUUCAUCCACCCCCCCAUGGGAACUGACAACCCUGUGGGCCCCACCCCCACCUGGCCCCACCACCCUCAGCCCCUCCCCUUGGCUCUGCUCAGCCAGUCAGAGGGCAGGAUGGACGCUGGGCUAGCUACCUCCCUCCACCGGACCUCAUCCAUCCAGGGUCUCCUGGGUCAGCACCUGUCCAGCUCCCAGCUGUCCUUCAGCAGUUCUGUGGUCAUGGCUCCCCUGCCUGGCCCAGGCAGCUUCCUGGACGGAGGGCACAGAGGGUCCGGGCGGGCAGGACUGGGACAUGGCCUGCCCUACGAGGGUCUCUACGGGAAGUGGAGCAUGUCAGGCAGGAAGGGCUUCAACGGGCCAGCCGCAGCUGAGAGUGACGGUGGAGCUUCUCAGUUCAUACGGACACAGUCUACUCCUCCUGCACUGCCGCCUGGGGCCAGCCCAACACAGGACCCCCUGGGGGUCACCCAGUCCACUGAGACCACGCCCGGGGAGGAGUCCACCGAGCUGCCUUUACUUGAGCACCUGGGCUGAGUCUGCUCUGGAGAACCCCUGCAGCCAAAGCACAGCACUACCAUGGCCAGUUCUAGAGUGGGCCUGACCGGCUCCGACCGGACCUAUUCCAGCUUCCCAGAGUCAUUCCAAUGCUCUUCUCUCUCUCAAAGAGACUGGACUCUGAGGUCUGUUACGUUUCUGAUGGCAAAUCACAACAUCUCAACAUGUUUUGGAGUACAUUUCUUUUCAAGCCUUUGCCAUGCUGGAUGGAUCUGAGGUGUAAAUACGUUCCUGUUCUCCUCAGUGAACCACCACAAGGAUGCAUGUCAAAACUAACCCAUCCCACCAUCUCCCCUCCGAGGACUUGAAACUGGACCUCUAUUUGAUAGGCCCUCAAGAGUUUCUGUAACAAUGGUAACCCUAGCAGGCCAAAAAGCCAGUGCAAUUGUAAGGGAGUUUUUUCCUUAUGUAAUGUUUAGUUGUUUUUUUAUUAGUUUAGUUCGUUUGUCUUCUCCUUCACCUGAGACCUACCAGCAACAGCAUAAUGACUCAGAAAAGGGAACUCUAAUAUCCCUGUUGCUGUAUGUACAGGUGAAGCCAGAGUUACUACCAUAACAAGCCUUGUUCUUUACCCACACUCCCCAUCCCUGCUGCUCCAACCUGCUGCUCCAACCUGAUGCACCACUGUAGAACUAGUUCACGUUCACCACUGUGGGGAUAUCCACUCUGAAACUGCAAGGGUCACAUCAAGUGACUUGAACAGCUACAAUAUGACAGGGGUUGGCAACAGGCAGAUUUGAAACAUUUUAUUAGCAAAAAUAUAAAUAAUAUAUUUUUAUAUAGUUUUUGGUCAAGACUGUAAAAUCACCAGGAAUUCAGCAAAAAAUAUACAAAUAUUUAGGAAACCUGUU
Molecule: messenger RNA, 7607 nt
Organism: Salvelinus namaycush (lake trout)
Lineage: Eukaryota; Metazoa; Chordata; Actinopteri; Salmoniformes; Salmonidae
Product: pecanex-like protein 3
Exons: 34
Coding region: 1-6735 (2244 amino acids)
Cellular component (GO): membrane
Source: RefSeq, a predicted model, not a curated record